Messenger RNA from Ustilago hordei, 2499 nucleotides. RefSeq lists its product as uncharacterized. Gene Ontology annotation, biological process: transmembrane transport; fungal-type cell wall biogenesis. The record is from RefSeq and is a predicted model, not a curated record. The transcript has a single exon. Lineage: Eukaryota; Fungi; Basidiomycota; Ustilaginomycetes; Ustilaginales; Ustilaginaceae. Bases 1 to 2499 code for a protein of 832 amino acids.
AUGUGGCUCAUACCACACUCAUCGAGGGCACGAUUGCGGUCGACAACGUUUGCAACCAGCUGGAUGUCUCCCUUGCAGCUCUUAUCCACGCUACUCACCAUCUUGCUUGCAUGUCUUCCCAAGACCGAAGCUGCGAAAGGAGGCAUCGGCGGCGUCCAGAUGCUCUACACAUCAUCAGCGGUCUACUGUAGUCCACCAGAAGCCAUUCUCAUUUCGGCACUCGAUCUCAAGUUCUACCGCGAGAACCGCACUCUCGAGUUCGACAUUUCCGCUGCUUCGGUCACAGACGAUCUCAGAGUUUCGGUCUCUGUCGACGUCAAUGCGUAUGGACUGGGUCUCUUCUCGCUCGCUAUCGAUCUCUGCGGCGCCCUCGACGUCCUCUGUCCCCUUCCUAACUACCAAUUCAAAGGAAAAGGUGUCUUUGCAGUCCCCGAACAAUUCGUCGAAAAGAUCCCUACCAUCGCAUUCACCGUACCCAACCUCGAAGCUGUCGCUACCGUUGAGCUCACCGACUCCAGCAACACUGUCGUCGGCUGCGUACAAGCCACCCUUUCCAACGGCAAGACCACGUAUCAGCCAGCCGCCAAGUAUGCUGUUCUCGGCGUCUUGUUGCUUGCCGUCGUGAGUUCGGUGCUACACACGUCCCUCGCCUCGAGCCUCGGUGCCGCGCAAUGGCGUGUAGUAGAUGUCUUUACCACCAUUCAGCAUGUUGCCAUGUCCGCACUCCUCAGUCUCAAUUAUCCACAGGUCUUUACCCAGUUCGCCCGCAACUUUGCAUGGUCCAUCGGUCUCAUCGACAUCCCCACCAUCCAGGACUCGAUCGUUUCCACUCGUCUUGAGACCGGAGGCAACAAGGACGGCAUCUUCGGCACACUUCUGCGUGCAGAGAGCGGCAAACAGUACAAUCCAUUCACCAGCGCCGGUGUCGCAUCAGGUGCUACCUCCUCGUACACCUCCUCGAGGCCCUUUACUUUCCUCAGCUUACCUGCAGGCGCAUCGAGCCUCAGCGCAGAUGCUCCACAGGUCAACUCAAGCACCGCCUAUGCUGCCUAUAGUCGACUAAGCCAACCCUUGAGCUUCCACAUGACUAACCUCGGCAAGCGACAGAUCUACGCCCCAUACACUGGCGCUGGUGGUCAGAUCGAGCAGAACAUCGGCACCGAUUACCUUCCCCUCAUCUCAUCAAGCACCUUUCCACCCACCGGCAUCGGACUGUUUGCACAACUCAACAACAUCUCUCCAGCGAGCGCUUUCCUCACGGUGCUGGUGAGCUUGGCCAUGCUCUUUGCUGUGCUCAUCGGCAUUUGCCUAGUCAUGUUCCUCUUUGCAGCAGUGCUGCGAUUGGCCACACGUCGACGCCAUGGCCGUGUCGCCGCUUGGUCCUCGCGUUUGACCGGUCGCUCCUUCUUUGGCAUGUUCUGCCGACCUCUGUUUGGUCGCUUCAUCAUGGCGACAUUCCAGGUCUACCUCGUCUUUGCAUUCUGGCAAUGGCUUCGUGGAGAUUCGUGGGUUCCCGAUUUGCUCGCUGCUGUUCUCUUGGUCGUGUACCUGGCCGGCAUUGCUGUGAUCUAUGCGCCGGUCUUUCUGACCGUACGACGAGGAGGUAAGGAGGAGCUCUUCUACGGCAAGACACCUCCCGCCAACGCAGGCUCGACAUCGAGGAAGUGGGGUGCCAUUGCCCACCCGUUCAGACCCAAGUUCUUCUGGUUUGGCCUGGUGUUCUUGCUAGUGUAUUUCAUUCGUGCUUGCUUCAUCAGCUUUGCUCAGGGAUACGGACACGGUCUUCGUCAAUCGAUCGGGCUCGCCGCUACCGAUCUGCUUUUCUUUUUGUUGCUCUGCAUCUGCCGUCCCGGACGUGACAAGACGAGCGACUUUGUCAUGAUCUUGCUCAUGGUGUUCCGCGUCAUCUCGUGGGGUAUCUGUAUCGCUUUGACGCCGCUGGCAGACAUUCAGACCAUUCCACGCGUCGUGCUUGGCUUUGCUUUGAUCGUCGUCACGGGCAUUCCCAUCAUCUUCCUGUUCUUGCUUACCGUCUGGGAUCUUUUUUCGCCCUUCAUUCGAAGGCGUCAGUGGAGUGCGACGCGCAUUGGCGAUGCAGAAAUCAAUGAGAAGCCUGGAUAUGCUUUUGGUGCGAUUGGUGCCGAUGGCGAGGGUGCUGAUGCAGCUGCUUCGAAUGGGCAGGCGUAUGCAGCAAGCUCCCCAAGCGGGCGCGGAUCAGAGCCUUCCUCGGGCGCAUCCUCCGAGCAAGCACCCGCCGACUCUCACCUUAGUCCGAACCAAGCAGCCGUUCCAACGCAAAAGAGCUCGCUAUCUCGCGAUGCCAGUCCGGCCACGACAACAGCUUCCAACACGACAGGGGUUCCAGUAGAGCAUGCACCAGUCGCGAGCCGAGUCAACCAGCAGCAUCUGUCGCGUCCAGUGCCUUCGCACAACGGCUCCGCCGUGUCCGGCAUCUCAGGACAGACCGUAUACCACGACGCAAACGCUGAACCAACCUAG